AUGACAGGCGAGGGCAAGGGUAGCUCCAGCACGCCUGCGUUAGUGGCCCGGGCCGAGGCAGCCGCUGCUUCACAGCGGCAGUCACCCCACCGGGGACGACGGCAACCACGACCUGUCCGCAAGCGGUUGACUGCGCCGGCAGCAGCGUAUGAGACCAAUCUCACCUUUGAGCCUGAGCUGACAAGACUCGCCCGCCGGACUCCACAGAGAUACUCGACGGAAGCAUUUGAUAGUGCCGGUGCUGGGCAUGCAAGUCAUGAUGAUCCAGCCGGUGGGCAACAACAGCCUCUGCUCUACGAUGACCAUGGCGGAUGGUCCCUCGGCAGCGAGUCGGACGGAACGGUGGUCUCGGCCAAGCUCCAUGGUCCACAUGCCAAUUGCGGUGAAAGUCAUCCGUUUCAUCCCGAGCUCAAUCGAAAGUCGCGACGUCUGGUGGCGGCAAAGGCAAAGGCUUUUCCGCAAGGCGUCCACUACGAGGUCAUGUUCCGCUCCGCUUCAGAGCGCAGCGAGCACCUGGCUGCGCAUCGCUCGGCUGCGCUCGAUGCCGAGAUGGAGCAGUGUACUUUUCAUCCGACGGUUCUGCCAGGUCCGGCCCAUACCCGUCGCAGCCCUUCCCACCGGUCCGAUUCGGCCUCGCCGGCCCGUGUCCCGGUCCCGGAGCGCACCAGGGCUUGGCUCUCCGAGGCUGAGGCGGGCAAGGAGCGCGCCCGCCGUGAGGCUGCCGAACGCGCGGCCCUCGACGAGGUUGCUGAGUGCUCUUUCCGUCCGGUCAUCAACGAAGAUCGUGCGUUUGAGCGGACACUGGAGGUCUCGUGCGUGGCGACUGUGGCCGACGAGCACAAGUUUGUGCGCCGGAUGCGGACUGGCUCGGCAUCGCCAGGCGUGCACGGCCAGAGCGGCCGGCGGCGGGAAAGCAGCCGUUUGCGCGGCGACAGCUCGACUCGGUGCCACUCAGCAGGAAAGACGCCAGCUCUGGCGGUCCAGGCCACGCUUCGGCUUCCGGUUGAACCGCAGUACGGAUAUCUCGCGUCGGGCAAGCCUGCACUAGAGUCUGGCUCCAAGGCUGAGGUGGUGUCGGAGUCUAUCUCGAACACCAGCUCUACGAUGGCGGAUGGGACUCCGGCAGCGUCACCGCGGAAAAAGGUGGUGGUUAUCAAGAAGCGGCGCAAGGGCCCUUCUGCGGCUGAAGUGGCUGCGGCGCAGGCUGCAGCGGCCGAGGCAGGGGCGCAAGUGGUGGAGCUAGAGGCGCGGCUGGCAGAGAUGGCUACGGCUCUGGCUACAGCACAGGCUGCGGCGGCCGAGGCGAGUGCUGCAGCGGCUGUCAAGCCCGACUCUGUUGAUGUCGGGGUGCAAACCGAGGAGCAGGCUCAGAUUGAGUCGUGCUUGUCGUGGGUAGGCAGCGACGACGGCGGUGACGAGGCCGAGCUCGACGCCGAGGCCGGGGCGGCGGAGAUUGAGUCGCACCGGGCAGAGAUGGCUGCGGCGUCGGAGGAUGUGCGGAUGUGCAUGGCCAAGAUCCGCGCGGCGCACGGGGAUGAGUUCCGAAUGGGCGCGGCAUGCGCGUUGGCCAAAGACGUGGCGAUGACGAUCGGGCGGAUGCUCGGCGGGCUGCUGUCGGUGACGGCCGAGCAUGGUGAUUCGAGCGAUGUGCAGCAUCUUGUGCAGCUGCAGAACAACAUGCACUCGAUCUCACACGAUCUGGCGGACCUGACGAUGGCGAUCAAGGCAAAUCCAGCAGACGGCUCGCUGGCGGCGCAGCUGGAGGCAACGCUGACCCGGCUGGAGGAUUUGUCGCAGCAGUCGCUGUCUACAGGCGGCGCGUUUGCCGUCAAGGCUGAUCUGCUGGAGGCGAUGGCCAAGGUUCCGAUUUUUGCGGGCGUUCACAACGCGGGCUUUUUCAACGAGCUUGUCCGGAAGCUGGAGGAGGAGACCCACGACCCUGACUCGCUCAUCUUUGCCAAGGGCGACGACGGUGAGUCGAUGUACUUUGUGACGCGAGGCGUGGUGGCGGUGAUUGCUGUGGUUGUGGGCGGGAAGCGGACAGCGUCUGUCAAGGCCAUCUCGUACGUCUACUGCUACCGGCUGGACAAGGCGGUGUUCUACGCCGCGCUGGCGGCGUAUCCGCAGUACCGCUCUCAUUUUGCGGCCAUUGCGCAGGAGCGGCUGCAUAAGGACGCCAAACGGCGCGAGCGUGCAGAACGCGGCGUCAAGAUGCAGCUGUCAGAAGUUCACCGGUUCCGCGCCCGGGUGGGGCUAGUCUUUGACUCGCUGGCGCUCGCGGUCAACACCCACGAUCCGCACGCACUCGGGGCUCAGCUUGCCGAGCUCGACGCAUUGCUUCCAGAGCUAAUCGAGGUGCUGGAUGAGCCCGAGGCCAAAGCUGCACUGCGCGAGGUCCAGAGCAAGCGGGCCAACGUUGACACAACCCCCGGGGCGCCUGAGUUGGAGGCGUUUGUGGCCAGCGCCCGAGAGACCGUCGACCAUCACAUGUCGAUUUCCGAAAUGGGCGACUUUCUGGAGGUUUACGAUGGCUUUGCCCGCACCUCGGAUGCCUUUCGCGCCGCCGUCCUGGCCUCGUGCAAGCUUGUUGCCCUUGACCAGGGCGCUGAGGUUAUCGGCGCCGGGUCGACUGCCCGCAGUUUGCACUUUGUCGUCCACGGCGGGCUCUCGGUCUAUCUCCCGGGUGGCGAACUUGUCGGCGUUCUCCGCGAGGGCAACUUUGUUGGCGAGACGGCGUUCUGGUCCGGCUGCGCCCAGCCAUACCGGGUUGAGGCCGUCACUCUCCGCGCCGAUGUCGUCACUCUUACCUGGGACGACUUUGCCGCCGUCUGUGCCUCCUAUCCCGGCGAGCCUGUCGGGCAUGAACCAUGA
Messenger RNA from Thecamonas trahens ATCC 50062, 2871 nucleotides. RefSeq lists its product as uncharacterized. The transcript has 2 exons. The coding region runs from base 1 to 2871 and encodes 956 amino acids. Lineage: Eukaryota; Apusomonadida; Apusomonadidae. The record is from RefSeq and is a predicted model, not a curated record. Gene Ontology annotation, molecular function: protein-containing complex binding.